AUGAAUCAAUAUUUGAAGCAAGCAAUAGAACAAGGCUACAUAGAAUCAAUACGUUACAACUCGUUUUCUGAUAUCGAAGAAAUUAAGCGAGAAUCGAAAAGUGAAGUUUCAAAAGCUAAUUGGAAUGAUACUGGAAAAAUUGUUGCGCUAAAAUCUUUCGAUAUUUACGCUGUGGGAAAUGAUUGUUCUUCAUUUGAUGAUUUUAUUAGUAAGUUUCGGUCAACUCAGACAAUUAGAGAUAGUAAUGUCGUAGAAUUUUAUGGUGUUUGUAGAGUUAGUGAAG
Messenger RNA from Racocetra persica, 283 nucleotides. The record is from the annotation of a GenBank genome assembly. NCBI's taxonomy places the organism in Eukaryota, Fungi, Glomeromycota, Glomeromycetes, Diversisporales, Gigasporaceae.